Messenger RNA from Trichechus manatus latirostris (Florida manatee), 1365 nucleotides. RefSeq names its product histo-blood group ABO system transferase-like. Gene Ontology annotation, molecular function: glycoprotein-fucosylgalactoside alpha-N-acetylgalactosaminyltransferase activity. Gene Ontology annotation, cellular component: Golgi apparatus; membrane; vesicle. Gene Ontology annotation, biological process: carbohydrate metabolic process. The transcript is spliced from 5 exons. NCBI's taxonomy places the organism in Eukaryota, Metazoa, Chordata, Mammalia, Sirenia, Trichechidae. The record is from RefSeq and is a predicted model, not a curated record.
AUGGCUUCCUCCUCAGCCCGCCACAUCACUACACUGGUGGAGGGAACCCCAGGCGGAACCAAUUUCCCCCAGGAUGUGUCCGAUAGAAACUGCAUGCAUGCUGGGCACCUUGACAGCAAACCACCAGAGGUGGCCUUCCCCUCAGGUUUCUGGACUGGGGACCUGGGCAGCUGUGGACUGGUCAAGUGUGCUCUGCUUCGUCCCCAAAGGCGGACAGUCGUGCUGGUCACAACUCCCUGGUUUGCCCCCAUCAUCUGGGACGGGACCUUUGACUGUGCCAUCCUGGACAUGCAGUUCAGAAACACCACCACGCGGCUGACUGUGUUUGCCAUCAAAAAAUACGUAGUCUUCCUGAAGCUGUUCCUGGAGACGGCAGACAAGUACUUCACGGUGGGACACUAGGUCAACUACUACAUCUUCACUGACCGGCUGGCAGACAUCCUGCACAUCCUCCUCCAGGAAGGCUGGCAGGUGGUGGUCCUCGAGGUCUGCAACUACCCCCACUGGCAGGACAUGUCCAUGCACCACAUGGAGAUGAUCAGCAACUUCUCCAAGCAGUACUUCCUGUGUGAGGUGGACUACCUGGUGUGUUUAGACGUGGACAUGAAGCUCAGCAACCAUGUGGGCGUGGAGAUCCUCUUCUUGUUUGGCACUCUCCACCCUGGCUUCUAUGCUGCUGAUUGCCAGGCCUUCACAUAUGAACGCCGCCCAUUGUCUCAGACCUACAUUCCGAGAGAUGAAGGUGAUUUGUACUAUGCUGGCAGCUUUUUCAGGGGCUCAGUGCUAGAGGUACACAGGCUCACUAAGGCCUGUCACCAGGCAGUGAUGGUGGACCACACCAAUCACAUUGAGACUGAGUGCCAUGACGAGAGCCACCUGAACAAGUACCUGCUGCACCACAAGUCCACAAAAGUGCUCUCCCCUGAGUACCUCUGGAAUGAGAGGAUGCUGUGCAGACCACCUUUUCUCAGGAAACUGCGAUACGUGGCCGUGCCAAGAACCACCAAGCCCUCCAGAACCAAUGAGACCACACUUUCUACAUUAAUUGGGCAGGAUGGAUGUCAGCCAGUGGUCCUGGUGCCGGUGAUGGAGGAUCUGGUGUUCUAUCCAGCUUGGGUGUUAGUUCAGGAGCAGGAUCACCUUCACCAGGUGGUACAGGAAAUGGUUCUGGAGGUUGCCUGGAAAGAGAAUCCAGCCCUCCAGCAGGCUCUCCAUCUGGGGUUGGUGCUGGUGACGGAAGACUUGAUCCUCUAUCGAGCUCCAGUAUUGGUGCCAGAGCAAAGCCACCUGGAGGUGGCCCUAGAUCGUCAGCUGCUUUUAGAUCUGGUGCCGGCCCUGAGGUUGGAGGUGCAAGAGGAGAAAUGA